GCUUUUAUUAUAACCCUCACAGUGAUUUCAACUUUUCGGAACACGUACCAUGGAGCUCAUGGUCGUAAUACUGAGUGUUCUCAUCCUAAAUGUUGCCUUCACCGGCUGUCAGGGGAAAACAAUCCUCACAAACGACAAUGUGGUUGACAAAGGUAAGCAUUACAUUUCAGACAAUGAAAACGCCGUAGUGGAGUUACUGCAGCUGCUGACCAGCAUUGAAGAUGUACAGACACCAGACAUCGGUAUCCAUGACGACCUAGAGGCCGUCUCUAUAGACGUCACUGAUGUACAGACAUCAGACGCUAGUAUCUAUGACGACCACGAGGCAGUCUCUGAGGAGGUUACAGACGCCAUUCUGAAGGAAAUUAUGGCGGUGAUCACUGGAGAUGAGGAAUUGGAUCUCAUCAAAGGUUGCACCCAUGGCAGGUGUAAGUUCUGCACUCGGACCAAGUGGUUCAAAGUCUGCGUCGAAGCGUCCAUUCUUAGACUGGGCUUUGAAGUGGCAGUCACACUGAAUGGCCGAACGAUCUACCGCAAAAAGAUCAGCAUUCGCAACCCACCGCCUAUCUGCUUCAACCGCAUCCCUGGCCUGAGUAGCCUUGCUGACGUGUGCCUGGUGGUGUACGAUGUCGACCUGGGCAGCAAGAGUGCGUGCGUCAAGAUCACCUUUAAGGUUAAGAUUGGUCCCUUCAAAAAGGGAUUCAGUAUAAAGAUUGGCUGCUUCAGGAUUCCGCUUGCAAGCUCCCCAGAGAUGAAUCAGAGCUCUGGUAACACGAGUGAAGCGCUCACUUACAACGGCUCUCGUUUGAGGAAUCCAUACGUAUAGAUUUCAAUAUUUACACUUGCACACAGUCAUAGUCUAUAUGCUUGCAUUAAUAAUUACACCUAUUCUUUGUUUGUAGUUUACCUCUUUGAGAGUGUGUUUUGUUAAAGGCCGCUUUUAUCAUGCAUAUUUAUAUUUCAAAUAAAAUUCUAUCCUACGAAGAAA
Dreissena polymorpha is the source of this 988-nucleotide messenger RNA. RefSeq lists its product as uncharacterized. The record is from RefSeq and is a predicted model, not a curated record. The transcript is spliced from 3 exons. NCBI's taxonomy places the organism in Eukaryota, Metazoa, Mollusca, Bivalvia, Myida, Dreissenidae. Bases 50 to 826 code for a protein of 258 amino acids.